UACUUUAACCGUUGAGCAUCGAUGACUACACAAUCGAUUGCCGAGGCAUGUGCCUUGCACGUUUUUUGUAAACAAACGAAAGAGUAUUUGAACCAACUGAAAAUGGGAGCAUUGGCUGAGCUGGCUGGUGAUGAGAAGAACGGCGAAGGAUCGCGGACUUUUGUGUUCACCAACGAGGGCCACACGCUUGGAAAUGCACUAAAAACAAUCAUAGCCCGAUAUCCGGAGGUGGAUUUCUGUGGCUAUACCAUUCCGCAUCCCACAGAGCAGAAGCUGCACUUUCGCAUCCAAUCCCAUCGAGACAGAGCCAUAGAUAUACUUAAACGGGGACUGGAGGACCUGGAGGGUCUUUGUGAUCAUACAAUCGUUACCUUCGAAAAGGAGAUGGCUGACUUUAAUGCCGUGAAAGUGGAGAAUACAUGACGGAUUAUAUAUAUAUAAAGAAUACUACAAGCUA
This is a messenger RNA of Drosophila yakuba, 457 nucleotides long. RefSeq names its product probable DNA-directed RNA polymerases I and III subunit RPAC2 (gene l(2)37Cg). Lineage: Eukaryota; Metazoa; Arthropoda; Insecta; Diptera; Drosophilidae. Gene Ontology annotation, cellular component: RNA polymerase III complex; RNA polymerase I complex. The record is from RefSeq and is a predicted model, not a curated record. Gene Ontology annotation, molecular function: DNA-directed RNA polymerase activity; DNA binding; protein dimerization activity. Gene Ontology annotation, biological process: DNA-templated transcription. Bases 22 to 423 code for a protein of 133 amino acids. The transcript is spliced from 2 exons.